AUGAACCCAACGUUCGACCGCAAGCACGGCACCACCUCGGUUAUGGUUACCAAGCCAACCAAACAUGCCGUUUUGGGCGUUGGCUUCCACCGCCAAGCUGGACCAGUCGUUGCCGGUAUCAGCGAAGAUGGUCUACUGGUUGGGAGUGGGCUGGAAGCUGGAAUGCAAGUGAUACAGGUAAAUGGAAUGAACUGCUCGCAUUCUGCCGAGUUUUGCACCAUGCUCUUGCAGAACAUUGUGGGGGAUGUCACCAUUGUAGCUCUUGGCAAGGGAGGUUCAAUCAAGACCAUGGAUAAUUCAUCAUCGACGGAUACAAGAUCCUCGUCAGAAGGCCUGUCCGAGCCUGAUGAAGCACCCGAGGGUUGCCAAGCAGAAGAGGCACAAACCAACCAGAUUCAUGACAGCCGGCGCUCGGAAAGAAAGAGCCAAGGGCGGGCCACAGUCAGAUUUGAAAACGUGAAUACCGAACUGAAUCAAAAGCCAGAAAGUACACCCAAUACAGUGAAGUCUGAAUCGACCCCCGAAGGAAAGGAUGCAAGUACUCCCGUUGCUUCGAGGAGAGACGACGACAACCACAUUGCCCAUCGAGAGCCCUUUGUGGAACGACACAACAAUAACCAUAACAGCAGCAGCAGCAAGUGCAAGUCAACGUACGUCGGUGUAUCCCUCAAGGGUGGUAACAAUAACAACAAAGAGCCCGGUAGGAUUGUGUUGAGUUCCAAGGGAUUUGCCUACUACGGCCCCAACGAUAACAAGAAGGUCAAGAAGAUGUGCUGGCAAAACUUGGAGAAGCAAUGCAUCAAUGCAGCCCAUCGUCCCCGAGCCCUCCUCAAGUUGCUUCACAAAAAGGGCACAUCCUACCAGUUUGAAAUGGCCAAUCGAGACGAUCUGCGCGACAUUCGAAAGGAUAUUUACCACCACUUGUCGCAGCACCAUCAAAGAAGGCAAGCUGCUCCACAAGGAGGCGCCUGCUUUGAUGAUUCUUUUACGAGUUACGGAACGUACAACUAGCUAGUCGUGUAGCUGGAAUCGAAUCCAAUGGCAAGCUGGCAAAAUGACAAGAAGCAUCGCUUGUCAGCUAUAGCUACUACCAGUACCGUAGUGGAAGCAAAGUAUCAAAACUUGCGCUGCUACAUGUAUAAUGCACAAAUACUAAGAAUAGAUUUGUGCAAUGGU
Seminavis robusta is the source of this 1176-nucleotide messenger RNA. The record is from the annotation of a GenBank genome assembly. Lineage: Eukaryota; Bacillariophyta; Bacillariophyceae; Naviculales; Naviculaceae.